CAGAGGAUUGUCACGUGGCGAUGAUCUAAGCGGGACAUGAGCAGGGCUAGGCCCGUGACACCUGACCGGGGCAAACGCGAAGAAUCACCACCACGGGUACGACACAAACGCGUCACCAGACCACCGAAAGAUUAUGCUCGGGAACAAGAAGAGGAAGCCACAAGAUAUGCGUUAGGCAGUCAAACUGAGCUUCAUCCAGAAGGUCAUAUUUUAUCAAGAUCAUUGUCCGACCCACGGCGAAGGAUGUUUGUUAUUAUCUUGAAAGCGCGGUUGGUUUUCUCCACUGCUCCAACGCUCCUUUCUUCGCUUGUUCUUUCGUCGAACGCAUCAGCAGAUCAAAUUUGCUUCAGCACAGCCAUCGCAUCAGCGCUGUUGCGAUUAGGGGUUCUGCCACCCUGCGUCGCUUCUGAUCUUGAGUUUCGAUGUGGCGCAGAGCUGACUUGAGGUUGGUCACGGGUUCCUUUACCGUGAAUGAUUUAGAGGCUUCUACUUAGCCGUAGUCUAAAAUUUAGCGGCCAAGUCAUGGUGUGGAUCAACUUCGCAAGCUUCCUCGCUGCGCAUAUAGGUCUUUGUCCACAGAAAGAGAACGAAGGAGCAAGCGGGAUUCUUUUUAUAGAUCAAGAGUAAUAUUCACGUCCCGUCUUCGAGCGAUCACUAGACUUGCUGCAUAAGUUUGACUCAAGUGCUUUGUAAGAUAUCAUCAAAGCGCUUAACUGAUAUCUUCAGCGCUUCAAGCCAUCUCCAGACGGUCAUGCUCCACACUCAGAGCAUGUUGCUUGCCCCAGGACU
This is a messenger RNA of Aspergillus calidoustus, 789 nucleotides long. The record is from the annotation of a GenBank genome assembly. Lineage: Eukaryota; Fungi; Ascomycota; Eurotiomycetes; Eurotiales; Aspergillaceae.